Neltuma alba is the source of this 1486-nucleotide messenger RNA. Its product is annotated as WRKY transcription factor 23-like. The transcript is spliced from 3 exons. The record is from RefSeq and is a predicted model, not a curated record. Gene Ontology annotation, biological process: regulation of DNA-templated transcription. Gene Ontology annotation, molecular function: DNA-binding transcription factor activity; sequence-specific DNA binding. The coding region runs from base 200 to 1144 and encodes 314 amino acids. NCBI's taxonomy places the organism in Eukaryota, Viridiplantae, Streptophyta, Magnoliopsida, Fabales, Fabaceae.
UUAGCCAUCCUCAUCCUCUGGACUUUCUCUUUCUUCGUGAACCCAAAACUAUUCUCUCCAUCCUCCCCCACCUAUUAACCAGAUCAACCCGACCUUGCUCCGUCUCUACCACCCACUCCGCGUUGCCAAGUUUCAUUUUUUCCUGGUUGAGGCUGAAGGAUUCAGGCUUGAUCAUGGGAGUGUAAUCUGUGGGUCGUUUAUGGAGAAGAAAGACAUGGGUGUCAAGAAGGAGGAAGCAGUUGGAUCCUCUUCGUUUGGGGAUUAUAAUUCAAACAGCUUCCCACUUUCGAGUGUCUUUGAUUUUCAUGAAGUGGAAAAGAGCUCUUUAGGGUUUAUGGAGUUACUGGGUGUGCAGGAGCAGGACUAUGGUUCCUUUGAUUUGCCCCCGCAACUAUUUCCUUCCGACCUCAAAAAUCGAUGUGCCGCUGCAAAAAACUACUGCGAGCCGUUGAAUCAACAGCCUGCCACUCCAAACUCUUCAUCCAUUUCAUCUGCGUCCAGUGAGGCACUGAUUGAUGAACACACUAAAACUGUAGAUCAACGGGGAGAUGAACAACGAAAGACCAAGAAAAAGUUGAAGGCCAAGAAGACAAGUCAGAAGAAACAGAGGGAACCGAGAUUCGCGUUCAUGACGAAAAGCGAGGUCGAUCAUCUGGAUGAUGGGUACAGAUGGAGAAAGUACGGUCAAAAAGCCGUGAAGAACAGCCCCUUUCCCAGAAGCUACUACCGUUGCACCAGUGCUUCAUGUAAUGUGAAGAAACGAGUGGAACGAUCCUUCACUGAUCCAAGCAUUGUUGUCACGACCUAUGAAGGCCAACACACACAUACAAGCCCACUCAUGCCUCGUUCGACUCUUGCCGGAGCUUUGGUACCAGCGGUGGUCUCCGCCGGAUGUGGUUCAGCUGCAACGCCGGGAAACUUAUUAUCCCCGCAGUAUCAUGAGCAGCUCCAACAUCAUAAUGAUCACCAAUUCCUAGCGAACACAUUGUCGUCUUUGGGUUUUCCUCGCAUUUGUGGUUCAAAGAGUAGUAUCGCCGCCUUUCCUCAAGAGAGGAUGCCUUGUAAUCCAGGGACCAAUGCUUUUUUAAGGGACCAUGGGCUUCUCCAAGAUAUCAUUCCUUCCCAUAUGUUGAAAGAAGAGUAGACAGACCAUCAAUCCUUAAUUAACUGCGUGAUCAUGCAAAUUCUUUGUAAUGAUGACGUUAAUUUAAUUUAUAAUAGACUUAGACGUGAACUCCAGUACUCCUGCUAGUUAGUUAAUUAUAUGUAAAACCCAAUGUUUUGCGCAUAGCCCUCGUGUUUAUCAUUUACUGUAUGCUAUGUUGCUUGGAUUUUUAACCAGUGCAGGGACUACAUCUUCUAGCGAGCUUUAAUAUUUUUGUUGAGCUAAAAAGGAAGAAGGGAGAAGAAAGUUCUCGUAGGCGGGGGUUGUGGGAAAGAUAACAAAGAAACAAAAUAGUAAAUAAGCUUUUCUGUCCGCUUUGAA